Messenger RNA from Salvia splendens (bonfire salvia), 1500 nucleotides. Its product is annotated as ABC transporter B family member 14-like. Gene Ontology annotation, molecular function: ATP hydrolysis activity; ATP binding; ABC-type oligopeptide transporter activity. Gene Ontology annotation, cellular component: mitochondrial inner membrane. The record is from RefSeq and is a predicted model, not a curated record. Gene Ontology annotation, biological process: oligopeptide export from mitochondrion. Lineage: Eukaryota; Viridiplantae; Streptophyta; Magnoliopsida; Lamiales; Lamiaceae.
AUGACGAAUCUCAGACAAGCAUUAUAUUCAGCCUCAAAACAUUGUGGGAUCAGAUCAGUUACAUCACAGGUUAUCAACGAAACAGCAACAGUCAAAACAAUCAUAUCUGACCGUAUGUCCGUUAUUGUUCAAUGCAUCUCCUCCAUACUGAUUGCAACGAUAGUCAGCAUCAGAGUCAACUGGAGAAUGGGCCUAGUUGCUUGGGCCGUGAUGCCCUGCCACUUUAUCGGUGGGCUGAUUCAAGCCAAGUCUGCAAAAGAUGCUGCUUAUUCAGAACUGGUUUCCCUUGCUUCUGAAUCAACAUCCAACAUAAAAACUGUUGCAUCUUUUUGCCUGGAAGAUCAUGUGCUUGAAAAGGCCAAGGUUUCUUUAAAGAAGCCACUGGCAAAAUGCAGGACACAAAGCAUCAAAUAUGGGAUCAUUCAAGGUGUCUCACUUUGCUUGUGGAAUAUAGCCCAUGCUGUUGCAUUAUGGUAUACAACUAUCCUCGUUAAGAGAGGACAAUCUUCCUUCGAGAACGGAAUAAGAUCGUACCAGAUAUUCUCACUCACAGUUCCGUCAAUCACAGAAUUGUGGACAUUGAUACCUACUGUUUUCUCUGCUAUCAGUAUUCUGACCCCUGCAUUCCAUACCCUUGACCGACAGACUGAGAUUGAGCCAGACGAGCCUAAGCAACCACCUCGUAAAAGCAUCAAGGGGGAUAUUGAAUUUUCAAAUGUGAGUUUCACUUACCCCUCCAGACCAGAUAUGAUUAUACUCGACAACUUCAACUUGACAAUUGAAGCUGGAUCAAAAGUUGCUCUGGUUGGACCAAGUGGAGCAGGGAAAUCUUCUAUUCUAGCACUUCUGCUCAGAUUUUAUGAUGUGAACGAAGGAGCGUUACUAAUUGACUGGAAAAAUGUGAAGAGUUACAACCUGAAAGUUCUGAGAGCACAGAUCGGCUUGGUGCAGCAGGAGCCGCUUCUAUUCAGCUUCUCAAUCAGAGAAAACAUAUGCUAUGGAAAUGAAGGUGCUUCGGAAGCUGAAGUGAUACAGGCAGCUAUGGAGGCCAACAUCAUCCAUGAAGUGAUAAGCAAUCUACCAAGGGGAUACGACACAUCAGUUGGGGAAAAGGGAUGCCAACUUUCGGGUGGACAAAAGCAACGGAUAGCAAUUGCAAGGGUUCUGCUGAAAAAGCCAGCGAUAAUGCUUCUCGAUGAAGCCACAAGUGCACUUGAUGCCGAGUCUGAAAGGGCUAUCAUCAAUGCUCUGGAGUCACUGCAACAGAGUACAACAAAUAUUACAGUUGCACACAGGCUUUCAACUGUAAUCAACUCAGACACCAUAUUUGUUAUGGACAAGGGGAAAGUUGUAGAAAUGGGCACCCAUGCAAACCUUGUUACAGCAAGUGAGGGAGUCUACUCGAAACUUUAUACGCACCAGAGUUUUGCAGGAAAUUGAAGAGUCUUCAUUUGUAUUGAGUAUACAGAAUUCAGAGUGGAUUGUUACUAGAGAACUGUU